Molecule: messenger RNA, 1301 nt
Organism: Thlaspi arvense
Lineage: Eukaryota; Viridiplantae; Streptophyta; Magnoliopsida; Brassicales; Brassicaceae
Source: the annotation of a GenBank genome assembly
ACCAUCCUCUCUGCCGUGACCUCCGCAUGUCCAACACCCUCGACUAAACCCCCUCCGCCGACUCGACUAAAUCAAUCACUCUCGCUCCUCAGUUUCUGUGAAUCGCCACUCUAUGUUCCUCUUCAUCGUCCAUCUUUUUCAAUGGCUGAUCUGGAUGCUCCUCAGAUUAAGUCGAGGAUAGUGAAGAGACUUAGAAUACCAGAUGAAAAGAUAAUUCUGAUGCUGGCUGAUGAUAUGGCUGUAAUGAAUAUCCUUCUAAAUCACAAACUAACCGGUACGGAGAAAAUGUUGAGGUUCAGCUGCAAUUUGCCUAUGUCCACUUAGAAGAAGUCAAAGACGAUUAUAUCUCACCAAGAUGGCCACACCAGUUAUGAGAGCCGCUGUUGGAAGCAAUAAUCUUGCAUGAUCAAAACUCUUGGGGAAAGAAAACUUUGGAAUCCCCUGAGGUAUAUCUCCCACCUGUGAGAUAGAAGGUGCAUGCAACACUUUUGCAAUGGUUGUACCAAGAACAAGCCCUGUGAGCGGCCCUGCUGCUCGUAUGAACUGAAGUUCCUUCUUUGCUUUUCCCUGCCAUGGAACAUCAUGCCUUAGCAUAAUAAAAGUAGGGAAAGCACAAACUAUCAUGCCAACAUAGGAAAGAACAAGCCUCAUACCACAUGCUUCAUUACUAGAAGGAUCACCAGAAUGGUAGACUCCAACAAGAAAGGUGGCCACUUAAACUGCAAAACAGAAAACCAGAUGAAGUCAUACCAGUAAUCGUAAGAGUUCUAUUGAACCAAAAAAGGAAUUGUAACCCAAAAAAGAAUCUGCAGACCAAUAUCUCAAGUAAAGGAUGAAAGACCUUUAAUGUCAAAUUAAGGACCUUGGGAGAAAAGAGCAGAGUAUUUAAAUGUCAGCUCAUUCGAACUACAAAGUUUCUGAUCAGCUCCAGUUAUUAUACUCUCAACCACGGGCAAAAGCUUGCUGCUCCGGGAAACGUUAUACCCCAGGAAGUAUUUCAACUGGGAUAAUCCAAUCACAAUAGCUGAAGCAGUUGUAAAUCAAGAAAUGACUGAGUGACUUAUGAAACGAAUAAGCCAUCCAAGCCUGGGUUGGAAACGCAAACGAAAGACUUGUUCUAACACUAGAAUAAACACAGGGCAUGCUAGUAAACGAUUGAACAGGGGUAAUAAUUGUUGCCGUCACGAUUGUUUUUAAUACACUAUCUUCAGUUUUAUUAGAUGAUGUUUAAGGUUUUAUACAUAAAUUAAGAAAUUAUUUAAUUUUGUAUUUUUAAAAAUAAAACAUAUUUUAUCAUCAAU